AUGGAGACCCCCAGCACGGUCAGACAGGCCGUUCGUCCUCUGGACUACAUGGUGAUGAUCGACCUCAAAAACGCAUACUUCCAGAUCCCAAUCCAUCCAUUGUCCAGGAAGUAUCUUCUUCUUUUUGUAGCGGACAGUGUUCCAAUUCAAGGUCCUAUGUUUUGGUCUCUCUGCAGCUCCAAAAGUCUUCAAUCGGGUGUUCACACUAGUGUCGACACGGGCUCAUUGCCAGGGAAUUCGUCUAUUGCAUUACCUCGACAAUUGGAUAAUACUGGCGCCCUCGGUGGAGCUUCUUCGUCUCCACCGAGACAGGGCUGUGGCAUUUUGUCACGAUCUAGGGAUCAUGGUGAACUACAAGAAGUCCCCUCUGGGGCCUUCUCAAUGACUGGUGUAUCUGGUAUGAUCCUCGACACAGUUGCAGGGAAAGCCUUUAUGACACCGGAAAGACUGGAACUCUUCCGAGGUGUCACUCUGCACUUCCUUCAACAGUCCCAGCUGCCAGCACAUCAGUGGCAACAGUUGCUGGGACAUUGGCCUUGCUGGAACACCUCAUUCCAAACAGUUGGAUGCAGCUUCAAUCAAUUUUCAGUGGGGCCUGAAGAAUUGUUGGUUGCAAAGUCAGGAUUCUCUUCACGACCUAGUCCCAGUGGUGGAGAACAUGUGUGCUACGAUCUUGAGUGGUGGCUGGAAGACAUGAACCUGUUGAGGGGCUCCCCUCUCCAGUCUCGUUCACCCAAUCUGCUCCUGUUUACGUACACAUCCAAGGAAGGAUGGGGCGUGCACCUACUGCAACACCUGGCUUUGGGCCUAUGGUCCGACCAGGAAUGUCGAUAUCCAACGUGCUGGAAACUUCGAGCUGCCUUCCUGGCACUCCAUCACUUCAGCUCUCUUCUGACAGGUCACUCAUUGGUGCUGAUGACCGACAACACCACCGUAAUGGCAUACGUGAACCAUCAAGGCAGUACUGUGUCUCUGUAA
Molecule: messenger RNA, 978 nt
Organism: Macrobrachium nipponense
Lineage: Eukaryota; Metazoa; Arthropoda; Malacostraca; Decapoda; Palaemonidae
Exons: 1
Coding region: 1-978 (325 amino acids)
Source: RefSeq, a predicted model, not a curated record